Venustampulla echinocandica is the source of this 3297-nucleotide messenger RNA. RefSeq lists its product as uncharacterized. Bases 1 to 3297 code for a protein of 1098 amino acids. The transcript is spliced from 9 exons. Gene Ontology annotation, biological process: tRNA 3'-terminal CCA addition. The record is from RefSeq and is a predicted model, not a curated record. NCBI's taxonomy places the organism in Eukaryota, Fungi, Ascomycota, Leotiomycetes, Helotiales, Pleuroascaceae. Gene Ontology annotation, molecular function: ATP:3'-cytidine-cytidine-tRNA adenylyltransferase activity; RNA binding.
AUGGCGACUACGCAGAUCCUACUUACGCCUCAAGAGCAGAGACUCCGUCUCCUCCUCCUGGACGUGGCCCAUUUUAUCGAUGAGGCCAAACUGAUCCAGGAGAAGAUUGAACUACGGUUUGCGGGAGGUUGGGUUCGUGAUAAGCUACUCAGCAUCCCAAGUCAUGAUAUCGAUACAGCAAUCAAUUCCAUGACCGGUUUUGCCUUUUGCGAGCAGAUGCAAAAGUACCUAGACAACCCCAAAAAUAUCCAGAAGCAUGCCUUACAGAAGGCCGAUUUGGGCAGUCUCCACAAGAUUGCAGCAAAUCCCGAGAAGUCUAAGCAUCUUGAAACCGUCACCACCCGAAUUUUUGGCUUCGAUGUUGAUUUUGUCAAUUUGCGCAAGGAGGUUUACGCGGACGACAGUCGAACCCCUCAAAUGGAUUUUGGAACGGCAGAGGAAGAUUCUUUGCGGCGAGAUGCUACUAUCAAUGCCCUCUUCUACAAUCUUCACUCCGAUCAAGUCGAGGAUCUUUGUGGCGGCCUUGAAAGCCUCCGUGCGAAAUGCAUCAGAACGCCCCUUGAGCCACUUACUACAUUCACGGACGACCCAUUACGAGUUUUGAGACUCAUUAGAUUCGCUAGCCGCCUGGGGUUUACUAUCGAUCCGGAUGUUGAGGUGGCCAUGACCGAUCCUUCUGUUAAUGAAGCUCUCAAACUAAAGAUUAGUAGAGAGCGGGUAGGGGUGGAGCUGGAGAAGAUGUUGACAGGCAAUGACCCCCAAGGUGCUCUUUAUCUCAUUGAUAGACUUGGUCUCUACCCUUUCAUCUUCACAGACCCUACUGCCCCAGACUUCCCAGUCCCCAGUACCGUUAGCUGGAACUUUGUAUAUGGACUUUUACAGGUUUUGAAAGUUAAUGAGACUCCUGGAUCCAUCUACCACUCAUUGGUCCGAUCAGAUGAUGCGAAAUAUAUUGCUUGGAUACUUGCUGCACUCACUCCCUGGUCGUCUGUACCACUUCCCGAACGGAGCGCAACUGGCAAACUGCCACCACCUGUGGCGGCACUGAUCGCCAGAGAAGGAAUCAAAGCAAAUAGCAAAAUUUGCGACAUUGUCACUGGAGCUUUCAGGAAUUGUGGCGAGAUUACAAGUCUCAGAGAUGCAAUCAAGUUGAAAGACCCAUACAGUCAAGAGCGUGAUAAGCUAGGGAUGUCGAUUCGACGGUGGGAUUCACAAGGUAAAAAUUGGCGACUCCAAGUUCUGUUAGCCAUUUUUGUGGAAGCCUUGAAUGGGGAUGGUCAAUCAUCGUAUAAUGAGCUCAUUAGUGAAUGGCAAAUGUUUGUCAUUCACUUGGAAGAAAUGGAUCUUAUGGAUGCGCCUUCGAUAAAGCCUCUUGUCAAUGGAAACAUGCUCACCAAAGCUUUGGGAGGGAUCAAGCCCGGGAUUUGGAUGAAGCCGGCACUGGACCGUUGUCUUGAAUGGCAGUUGAGAAAUCCCGGCGAUGACGACUUUGAAAAAGCAAUUGAAGAGACGUACCUUAUCGUUGCUUGUCGCGGCGAUUUGGCGAACAUCCAAACUGCACUCUCGGAAAAUCGCUCCCUCCAAGUCCAUGACAUGCGGCUACAAUCAAGAUGUUCGACUCCACCCACAGAGUUGCUAAAGAACUACUCUCGCGCUGCUGUCGCAAUGUACGGCUCGAUCUUCCUUUGCCCGUCCAAUUUGCUAACCAGCGUCGCAGGUCUGCCGGAGCGAUACUCGCUAUCCGAACUUUACAUUGAAUUGAAGCCCAGGGACCAGAAGAGCAGCAAAAAGGAUACGCUCGAAAACGUUCUUAUCCUAACCAGCUGUCUCGGCAACCCCGACCGGAUUAUGAGAGAGAGCGCGGAGGAAGAUGCCAUCAAUAAACUGUUAUUGUGGGUUUCUAAGGUAAUUCUACCAGAUAGUGGUUUGAUUCGUCAAGAUGAAAUGCCGGAAGACAACGAGCCGGCGUCACGGCAGCGCGCCUUAAUCCUCACACAGCACGCAUCUACCUUAGGCCUCCAAAGUCUUAAUCUUCUAAUCACCCAAAUCCCAUCUUCGCCCCAGAAGACGCUCGAUCCCCAAAUCCUGCUCUCGCUCAUCGCCUUUACCAAUCCUAGUGAUCCCUGGACAACCCAAGCUGCAUCAGACACGGCACACUCACUCCUCUCAAAAUACACCGCCCAAACCCUCACCUCAGACUUUAUCAUCUCAUUCCUUCUUCAAUCUUUCAUUCGCCCUUUGUACUCCAAGUCCAAACCGACAAGCAUCACCUCGGCUGGCCGAAAAGCUAUGCCCUCGUCUGCACCGCCGAAGAGAUUUGAAGCCGCGGAUUUAGAUCGUUCAUCUAAGCCUUGGAAAUACGAGGUAGUGUACAGUAUUACUAUAUUUAAAUGGGCGGUAGAGAAUAUUCCCUCCACACUGAUAUCCUCAUCAUGGCACCUCUUCAUCCCACCUCUCCUAACCCUCCUCGACGACCAAAGCACACAUAUUCGCCUCUCGGGCAUCCAUAUACUUACACACCUCCUCCCUUACCUAACACCAAAACUGCUCUCCCAAUCCGGACUAGACCAGGUCUUUGAAGAUGCACUCAUGCCCAUACUACUCUACCUACCAAAUCUCACGCCUCCCGAAGAAUCUCUGCAAUUAUUACCUGCGGCAUAUGGGGCACUGGGGGUAUUGUGUGAUGUACGGUAUCCCCCACCUCCUUCACAUGCUACUCCCCAAACAGAAACAACGGACGAACAGCAAGCACAGCUCGAGAAAGAAAAAGUCAAGCUAUUAGACCGCAUACUCCGAAAAGGAAUAUUUGCAGGAUACGCGCAUUCAUGCGAACACAUUCCCAUCGUCGAGGAAUUAAUCCGGCAACUCCGAGUCUUGAUUUCGAGAUUGGGUAUCCAUACUGUGAAGCAUCUCAAGGACAUCUUACCCAUAAUACUCCCAUCGCUAUCCGACCCGUUCACCCCAUCAUCUAGUCCUUCCUUACUACUGUCUUGCAUUUUAGCGCUGCAAACAACGGUUUUGAACACUUGGCCUAGGCUUGGGGUUGAGAAGUAUAGGAUGGAGGUUAUUAAAGUGAUUGCGGUUGGUUGGAAGAAUACUACUGAUGCAGUAGUGGAUGAAAAGGAUGGAGUAAGGAAAGAGGGGUUGGAGACGGUGAAGAAGGAGCUGAAAGUACUGGGGAGGUUGUUUGUUAAAGCUGUGGAAGCGGGCGAUGGAGGGGAAGAGGUUAAUGGGGAGGUGGCGACGUUGGUAGCUGAGGUGCAAGGAAUGGGGAUGGAGGAGCUGUUUGGUGUUUGA